GUUUUAUAUUUUCAUUGUUCGUGUUUAUUACUUCAAAAGCUUCAAAAGCGGAGGCAAAAGCAAUCUGUGUUGUUGACGAACAUUAGUUCUAUUCUAGUGGGAUUAGUUGGAACAUCGACCGUCAACCAUGUCGUACAUGCUCCAGCAUCUUCACAAUGGAUAUCAAGUGGAUCAAGGUAUUGUGACGGAGGAGGAUCGUGUCGUUGUUAUCCGGUUUGGCCAUGACUGGGACCCUACAUGCAUGGCCAUGGACGAGACGUUGUACAGAGUUGCAGAGAAGGUAAAGAAUUAUGCUGCCAUCUACUUAGUGGACAUAACGGAGGUUCCAGAUUUCAACAAGAUGUACGAGUUGUAUGAUCCAUGUACGUUGAUGUUCUUCUAUCGAAACAAGCAUAUCAUGAUUGAUCUGGGGACAGGAAAUAACAAUAAGAUCAACUGGGCAAUCAAGGACAGCCAGGAGAUGAUAGAUAUCGUAGAAACCGUCUACCGAGGUGCACGGAAAGGACGCGGUCUGGUCGUAUCACCAAAGGACUACUCAACUAAAUAUCGUUAUUGAGGCCAGCACAGCUCUCCUGUCAUGCUGAAAAGAAGAAGAAGAAGAAGAAAACAUUUGCACAUAAUUAUAUAUUUCCUUCUGGACAGAAUUGCUCUGACCAGACAUCAAAAAAUUCUUGAGAUCAGUUUUAAACAUAGGGUACUCGCUUCGAAGAUCUGCCAUCAGCAGUUAUUGGCUGGUUAAUUGACUAGUGGUGGAGAGUCUUGUUUUAUAGUGUGUUCGCUUCAUAUCUUUCAUGUUCGCUUCAUGUUGGCAUAAAAUAAUACAGUGCGCACAACAUUAUACCGUCUUGUUAAAAGUCAGCAUGACAUUGUCGUUCCUCUCACUCUUUUUGUUUAUGUUGUAGACGAAAUCCUUUGUACUUCUCACCCUUUGGUUUGAAGUUAUAGUUCGUAUCUUAAUGAAUACCAUUUGCUUUUUGAGUUCUA
This is a messenger RNA of Sycon ciliatum, 984 nucleotides long. Its product is annotated as thioredoxin-like protein 4A. The record is from RefSeq and is a predicted model, not a curated record. Gene Ontology annotation, biological process: mRNA splicing, via spliceosome. The transcript has a single exon. Lineage: Eukaryota; Metazoa; Porifera; Calcarea; Leucosolenida; Sycettidae. Bases 128 to 556 code for a protein of 142 amino acids. Gene Ontology annotation, cellular component: U4/U6 x U5 tri-snRNP complex; U5 snRNP; spliceosomal complex.